UCGUUUGGGAAAAAUAAGGCGUUGGGGGAUGGUGGUGUGUACAGCUGGGAGCUCGGAAGAUAUCUAAACAGUGUGGCUGCUUACUGCCCGCGUAACUACACCGGAUUAGUUUUGUCUGCAAACUUUCCCCCUUUAUAUAUUCUCAGAGAGGGGAAAGUUUUUCACGCCUGACUUAACGCACGAUUUUCUCUCCCAGAGGCUCCUCGUGCCCCCGGUCAGUCCAUACAGGAGACUGGGAUGUGACUGUAGCGGAUUACAGAGCAGCUCGGUCAGCAGUACUGUGUGUGUGUGUGUGUGUGUGUGUGUGUGUGUGUGUGUGUGUGUGUGUGUGUGUGUGUGUGUGAGAGAGGGGCAGAGAGGCAGAGAGAUGUGGAGGCAGCGCCGGCUUUUGACACACACAGGACAGAAACUCAAGUGACUUACCUCGCUGAGGUUUAAACACAUUUCCCACAGCACAGAGAGUCGACGCAUUACUCCCCGGACUGCUGAGAUGGGCUUUAUGGAGCUAGCGUAGCCGGAUCAACAUAGCGGGUUAGCAAGGCAGCGCUGCACAGGCCGCUAGUUCACUCCGGAGAGCUCGUGAGAAUAUAAAUUAAUAUAUAAAUAAUCAUGGGUCUGAUUGUGGCCAAACUGUGGAGCUUUUUCUGUAAUCAAGAACACAAGGUGAUCAUCGUGGGUCUCGACAAUGCUGGAAAGACGACCAUCCUUUACCAGUUCCUGAUGAAAGAGGUCGUCCACACGUCUCCGACCAUCGGCAGUAACGUUGAAGAGAUCGUUGUGAAGAAUACACACUUCCUGAUGUGGGACAUCGGUGGCCAGGAGAGUCUGCGGUCUUCUUGGAACACCUACUACUCCAACACUGAGUUCAUCAUCCUGGUAGUGGACAGUACAGACAGAGAAAGGCUUGCUAUCUCUAAAGAGGAGCUGUACAGAAUGCUGGCACAUGAGGAUUUGCGUAAAGCCGCAGUGUUGAUUUUUGCCAAUAAGCAGGAUAUGAAGGGUUGUAUGUCUGCAGCAGAGAUCUCCAAAUACCUGACUCUCAGCUCCAUCAAAGACCAUCCAUGGCACAUUCAGUCCUGCUGUGCUCUUACUGGAGAAGGUCUGUGCCAGGGCCUGGAGUGGAUGACCUCGAGGGUAGGACUCAGAUAGCCUCCAACUCCCUUACAGGACUGGCUUAAUUGACAGCUUUCACCACAAACAUCUGGCAUCGACUCGGCCUCAUCCUAUUGGCUGCUUUUAUUAUUGUUAUUAUUGUUAUAAUUAUUUGAUUUUAAGCUCAUGAUCAAUGUUUGACCUCUCUGGACACCUACCUCACCUCGGAUUGACUGGAUGUCGGCUGAUUUGAUUGGACAGACAUUUCGGUGUUUCAAGACAAGUUUAAUCACGCGAGUGAAAGAAGCGGAAGCACACAGUAUCUGAAAUGUUACUGCUUACAGAGAGGGAGGAGACUGCGUGCUUUCAACUCAAUUUUUUGGAAAAGUUCUCUGUUCUGAUUUAGGAAAGUUGGGGACUGUGGUGUAUUUUAUUGGACAUCGUAUCUUAGUGGUCUUUUUUUUUUUUUACGGUCAAUUCAUGGGUCAGGGAAAUCUGUUUCUUGUUUGUGUUGGUUGGGGACUUACAAAGGGUGUCUUUUUAACAAACUCGAAAACCAGUACAUAUCAUGAACACACAUUACAUAUCAUGUCGCAUUACCUCAGUUGGACAGCACUACAGGCACUCGAGCAGCCAUCAUUUCCCCAGCCUGCUGCAGCUACUGCAUGACCACUGAAAUGUGGGAACAGGUUGGGGCAGUAAUAGAGAUUUCUAUUCCUUUCUUUAUCUCUGUUCUUUAAGGUCCACAAACAAACAAAAGCCCUCCUCCAAACCCUGUGCUGUUACAUAAAAUGGGCUGAUUUUCCACACAAUUGUGCUGAGGACUGGUCACAACAAUGUAUUCCUUAGCUGACAUGAGGCUGAAAAAUGGAUUAUGGAUAAACUUGAAAGUUGAAAGCUAAUUGUAUUGUUUCAAUAUUUCAGGUACCAGUUUGUAUUAUUUUUAUACUGGUGAUUCAUAUGCUGCAUCUAAACGCUUUUACUCAGACGUGUGUGUGUGUGUGUGUGUGUGUGUGUCAGGCUAGUGAGCAAUUUCUAAGUCUGUUUUAAAUAAUGAGUGCAAACCAAGAAGCAACUUCAAGAACACUUUUGAACAAUGUAAGUGUUGUUGAGCAGAUUCCUCUGUGAUUUCGAAAGAUUGGCUAAACAGCAGGACACCAUGCAUGUAUGAAAUAUUACCUUUUUUUUGGAUAGUUUCUGGAACAACCUGUUUUGUGGGAAUAUUCAUGAAACAUUUUUCCUCUUUUUUUUUUUGUAAUUCAUUUGGAGCAGAAGCGUCAUGAUCAUGUCGAGAUGCAAAGAUAUAUUUUGAACUGAAAUUAAAAUCCGAGUGAGUCGAUCCCACGCAGGAACCAGAUGUUUUAUGCUGACUUUGGAAAACUCAGCCUCAGCCUUAGCCUUCAUAGGAGUUCACAGGUAUGCUGUUGUUAUUAUUAACAUAAGUGAGGCAUUGAGCUGUGCAUUCCUCUGCUUUUAUUUCUUUAACACCUAAAACUAUGCUGCCUGCUUAAACACCAAACAGUACAGAUCUGGAAAUCAGUGAUGGUUUUUCCUCACUACCAGUAACUGUGGUGUUUAAUUUUACGGUUUCAGCCUGCAUGCAUAAUGUAUGUGUGUUUGUUUUUUUGUUUUUUAUUUUAUUUUUUGCUGAAUGGAUUGUGAGAGAAAACAAAAGGGUCUAAGUUCAUAAAGUAGGCUGUUGACUCACAGGCACAGAUUCAUUACUUUGCAGUUCCACUGAUUCCUCAUUUCAUCAGUCAGUGAAAUCUCAGACGUGCCAUUUCCACAUAAGCAGGAGAAAUAUGUAUCGACAUUUAUAUUUCUGUAAUUUUUAUAAUAAAUGCUUUUAUUUUGAA
This is a messenger RNA of Hemibagrus wyckioides, 2948 nucleotides long. RefSeq names its product ADP-ribosylation factor-like 8 (gene arl8). Lineage: Eukaryota; Metazoa; Chordata; Actinopteri; Siluriformes; Bagridae. Gene Ontology annotation, cellular component: cytoplasm; trans-Golgi network. Bases 610 to 1149 code for a protein of 179 amino acids. The transcript is spliced from 6 exons. The record is from RefSeq and is a predicted model, not a curated record. Gene Ontology annotation, biological process: intracellular protein transport; vesicle-mediated transport; protein localization to Golgi membrane. Gene Ontology annotation, molecular function: GTPase activity; GTP binding.